UAAGAGAUACAGCCAAAAUUCUAUAAUAGUUUCCAGGAUAACGAAGGACGAAUAAAUAGUUGGGAAUAAAUAUUAUUAAAGGUUAUAGUGAAUAAAAAUGGAGUGAGAAAAAAUUCUCUGCCAACACAUCCGUUUAAAAGACCGCCCUUAUAAAAGUGGUAAUACUGUAUUCCCAAAUGUUUACAAGCAUAUUGUUUUGCAUAUUUCCUCGACACUUUGGCUAUACAGCACAACUAUAAAAGCCCCUUAAUUGUGAAGUUAAGAUCAGUCGCAUAAGACCAAGCGCUUGGAUGCAUUAAGAUAUUCGCCAACAUAUCUAGGCUUUAUCUUUGUCAUUCUGAUAUAUAGAACCGCAUAUCAUAAAUCAUAAUAGUAAAGAAUUCAAAUAAAUAAAUAAAGCAUGGAAAACAAUACCGGGCAGACAGUUAUUCAAAUGUCUAUCGAACAAUUAAAUUCACUUAUCGAUACAGCAAAAUCUGCAUCCACCGCCGCCUGCACCAAGGGCUCGUUGAGCAACUGCACCAGUCACUUUCGCGGACAACGUGACCACGAGGCCGUCGAAGAGUUCAUCACAGCGAUUGUGGCCUAUAAAGAGCUUCAGUCGAUUAGUGAUGAAGAUGCACUUAAAGGACUAUCGCUCCUGCUGCACGGUAUGGCCUCCACAUGGUGGCAAGGUGUACGCAAAGAAGCGAAAACGUGGACCGAUGCUAUCACACUGAUUCGCCAACAUUUCUCACCCACCAAACCAGCAUACCAAAUAUAUAUGGAAAUGUUUACUAAAAAGCAGGACGAACGCACUCCCAUCGACACCUUUGUCUGUCAGAAGCGUGCGCUGCUUGCACAGUUACCGGAGAAACGUCACGACGUGGAAACCGAAUUGGAUUUGGUUUACGGCUUAGUGAACAUUAAAUAUCGUCGACAUAUACAACGACUGGAUAUUAAGACAUUCCCGGAGUUAUUGGAGAAGGGUCGCAUCAUUGAACACAAUAACUUGGAGUACGACACAGUGCAAUUAUUGCAUGCCACUAAACGAAACAAACGCUGCAGCCACUGUAACUUCCGUGGUCACACUUACGACGAAUGCCGAAAACGUAAAAAUGAAAGCGAUGGCAAAACUAACGAUGUCAGAACCAGUUCCAGUGAAGCGAAUGAGAUUCAAUAAGAAGCUCUUAGUCAAGCAGUAAGACUACAGACCAACGCAAUAUUUAGUAUAUAAGUAAUAUUUAAAAUAAUUUGUAAAUUAACACACUUUCAACACUCACCUCCCCAUCCGUAUCCGCAUCGACGUCACACAAAGUGUUUACUAAAUUUCUCGAAUUGAAUUGAGUUAUUGGUUCGGAGGGCAAAGUAAUCAAGGCAACAAUUUACUGAGCCAUUUACUUUGCCCGAAAAAAUAUACGAAAUUCAAUAGAGAGGGACUUGGUAACAUUUUAAACAGAUCAUCAGUCAACACAACGCAACAAGCGCUAAAACGCCGUACCUUCACGGCUCAAAUUGGCCGACAAACGCCAGCAAUGACCAACGACAAUUAAACAACUUCUGGAGAAUGGUACUCGGAGAACAAUAUCCAGAGGUUCACUACAAAUGAGUCAUCGUGAGCAUCAGCCACAGUUCGUUAUUUGCCUCAGUGAGUAUUUGUUUUAUUAUACAAGCUUCUUCCAUUCGGCAAACAGAAUUGCAGCUUUAACUUCGUAAAUUUUUUGGCGUCAACUCAGGUGCGUGCCGAGCAAUUAAAAUCGUUGUUAACCCCUCAGCGGCUCGGCAUGUAUCUGAGAUGACGCAGUUUUCUAUUAUAAGUAAAGGUUGCCGUUUUGUGAGUUGUAAUCGAAAAUAGUAAGUAAAGAAUACUCUUGAGGACACUGACAAACUUCAAUGGCUGCAUGUUCCUACGACUCAAACUUCGCUGCACUCAAUAGUAGAGGCUUGCGUCUCUGAAGAUACCUAGCAAGUUUUGUUUUGAUAUAUAUUCGGGUAGCAGGCGCUCGCAACUGAGUGCAGCGAUCUCCAACGUUGUAUAUUGCUGUCUACAAUUUUGCGCUGUCUUACCGUUAGACGCAUACUGUUGAUAUUGCAGUGUGAUUGGCGUUUACACGGGCUCUCUCGUAUAGCUACGUGUGUGACAAGGCCACUUCAUAAAAGGUGGGAGCAGCAGCUGAAAACAAAAAAAAACUAAUUCUUGACUUUAACGCUCAGAACAACAAGCUUGUUGUUGCCACCUUGUAUGUAUUCGCCUUGACAUCUGGCAUCUCACAGCAGACGUACAUGCAUAAGUACAGUAUACGUAAUAUACUCGAGAGCGGCAUUGGUUCACGUCAAUACCGCUGUCAUAUUAUAUUAUGUGUCAUUGGUAGAGAGCGCAAAAGUUUGGACAGCAAUUCCAUAUGUGACAAAAAAUUUAUUUAGGCACUUGCAGGUGCGCCUCUCUUCAAAUGAGUACAACGAUGGCUAGGCAUUCGCCAUUCGUACAGACGUUGGCACGCCAAACUGCCGCUCAGCAGACCUGCACUGCGUCAGGUGUAAGGCACGUCAACUAACUCAACAUCGUCUUUCCUUGGUCUCUGAUUCGUCAUAACAUUCGCAUGUGAAUCUCCAGAAAUGUUGUGACUGUCAUGGACCCCACGCUUUUACAGUUCCACAUGUACUAUUCCCACACUAUUCGAUGACGCCACCUCAAAAGAAACAAACGGCGGCUCUGGCCAAUUGUUAUGGUCUCCGAUAGAGCGCCAAAUAAUAAUCUGGAGCACCUGGCCCACAUUUCGGUUGAUCGUCUAAUGGUCAGAUAGAUCGUCAGCAUUGCGUGCUUUCAUCGCCUGAUCUUCUGGCAUCGAGUACUGUGGGAAUUCGCAUGUGGAACUUCAACGAGCGAAUAAAACUGUAAAACCUAUCCACUUCUAACUAACUAAUAAAUUCAUACAAACCAAACAAAAACUCAAAC
This is a messenger RNA of Bactrocera oleae (olive fruit fly), 2935 nucleotides long. RefSeq names its product activity-regulated cytoskeleton associated protein 2. Lineage: Eukaryota; Metazoa; Arthropoda; Insecta; Diptera; Tephritidae. The record is from RefSeq and is a predicted model, not a curated record.